Messenger RNA from Camellia sinensis, 1543 nucleotides. The record is from RefSeq and is a predicted model, not a curated record. Lineage: Eukaryota; Viridiplantae; Streptophyta; Magnoliopsida; Ericales; Theaceae.
ACCAAAUGAUUUUCCAUUGCAUUGUUGAUUGCUAUUUAUAGAGGAAUUCAUGUUUGGGUAUGAACUUGUAGGAUAAGAAGUAGCAGAAUCAGCAUUGAGAGAGAGUGUAUUGUGUUGAUCAUCAUGAUCACUCAUGGUGUUGUUGUGGUGGUGCAGCGGUGGUUAUUAGUGCUUACACUACUGUGUAAUGGUGGCAUAGUAAGCAUUUCUGGUAAUAAACUUGAUGAUGUUUACAAGCAGUUGAAGCAAUUGAACAAGCCUGCUCUUAAAUCCAUCAAGAGUCCAGAUGGAGAUAUAAUCGAUUGUGUCCAUAUCUCUCAUCAGCCAGCUUUUGACCAUCCUUUACUCAAGAACCACACCAUUCAGAUGAGGCCAAGUUACCACCCAGAAGGGCUAUUUGAAGAGAACAAGGAGUCCAUUCCAAAGUCUAAUGAAGGAAUAUCAAAGUCAAUUACUCAGCUAUGGCACUUAAAUGGAAGGUGCCCAGAAGGAACUAUUCCCAUUAGAAGAACAAAAAAGAGGGAAAUACUCAGAGCAAGCUCUAUCAAGAGUUUUGGAAGGAAGCAACAUGGAACCAUCCCUGAACCAACAAUGCCUACUAAACCUGAACCCAUCAAUCUAAGUGCUCACCAGCAUGCAACAGUUGUUGUUCAAGGAGACAAGUAUUAUGGAACAAAGGCAACCGUGAAUGUUUGGAAACCCAUAGUCCAACAAUCUAAUGAAUUUAGCUUGUCCCAGCUCUGGAUCAUGGCAGGUUCUUAUCCUUCAGAUCUCAACACUAUUGAAGCUGGUUGGCAGGUUUUCCAAGAUUUGUAUGGAGAUGACAACCCCAGACUUUUCACCUACUGGACUAGAGAUGCAUAUCAACAAACAGGAUGCUAUAACCUGCGCUGCCCAGGCUUUAUUCAAACCAGCAAUAAAAUGGCAAUGGGGGGCACCAUCUCCCCUAUUUCUGCUUAUGAUGCUUCCCAGUAUGAAAUCAACUUCCUAGUUUGGAAGGACACAACAAGAGGUGAAUGGUGGUUGCAAUUUGGGAAUGAGGUCGUGGGUUACUGGCCAACCUCCUUGUUUUCAUACCUUCAUGACGGUGCUUCACAGAUUCAGUGGGGAGGAGAGGUGCUAGACUAUGCGUCAGGUGGGCAACACACCACCACCCAAAUGGGGAGUGGCCAUUUCCCUGAAGAAGGGUUUGGCAAAGCUAGUUACAUCAAGAACAUCCAGAUAGUAGAUGGUUCCAACAAACUAAUAGCUCCUAUAGGUGUUAGCACUUUGGCUGAGCAACCCAAUUGCUACAAUGUUCAAAUUGGCAAGAAUAGUGACUGGGGCAACUACAUUUACUAUGGUGGUCCUGGUCGAAACCCUAAUUGCGAGACAACAGAAUUAAUUUUUUAUAGCUUGCAAUGCAUACUGUAAAUUCUUUCACAACAUGCACACAAAUGUCGUUAUAUGACAUGACAUGCAGAUAAAGUUGUAAAAAGUAAUAAAUUAAACAUUAAUGACAUAUUUUAAAUGUCGUAUAUAAUUUUCUACGACAUUUUUUUCA